AUCAACGUUCCCGUUGCAUUUAGUUCUUCAUCAGACUAUUUUUGUAUCAAAAGUUGAGUUCGGCUAUCAACUCUCGCAAAUAGUUAACAUCAACAUUGUUCAUUUCUUUCAAUUACAUACAACAUUAUUAUCAUUGAUGAAUAGGCGACAAGAUUCGAAAAAACUAUGACUACCUACCGUGAUUCCAAUGAUUUGUAACCACGGUGAUAAUUGAAAUGUAUUUGAUAAUUUUCUCUUCUAGUAUGUGGUGGCUAGUAUUUUCACUACUAUGGUGGUGUGGGUCCUCAGCCAUUCCUUCACCUGGUACAGAUGAAUGGAAAUGUCCUGAAAUAGCAGAGCAGCCAGUGUUGGAAUGCAGUUGCGACAUGCCACAUACUUUGAGAUGUACUGGUGAUAGAUCAGCCUUAGCUGUUAUAGCUCGUACUCUACGAUCAAUGAAAGCUGCAUCGAUAUCGCUACUAGACUGUACAGUACAAAAUGUAACUAUAAUCUCAGGGCCAAUACUGGAAGGAGUGGCUUUACAUGGUUUGGUUGUAUCAUCGGGAGAAAUCAGAAAAAUCCAUCCAACUGCUUUUCAGAAACUUGCGUCGCCAUUGCAAGCAUUGGGAUUACCAAAUAAUCAAUUACUCUCUGUCCCAUCGGAAGCUUUGAGGUCACUACCGGAACUGGAUAGAUUGGAUUUAUCAGGAAACAAAAUGAAAUCACUAGACGAAAGUUCAUUCAAGGGUCUCAGAAAUCUCUCCUUCAUCGAUUUGAGCAACAACGUCCUAUCAAGAAUCUCACCUACUACCUUUGAAGAUCUUCCACAACUCAGAGUCUUACGAUUACGGGGAAACCGAUUAACAGUUGCCACCAUCACCAAACUGAACUCUUUUUCCACAGUUGAAGAGCUGGAUAUUUCGGAAAAUGCAUUCGUAGGUCCAUUGGAACCCAACACUUUUCCUAGGAUGGAGAAUUUGCGGGAUCUACAAUUGUCGCAUAACUCUUUGAGCAGCAUUAAAAUGGGAGCUCUGAAAGGACUGUCGAAUCUUACCUCAUUGAGGCUCUCACACAAUCAAAUUGACGUCAUAGAAGAUAAUGCAUUCAGUCACCUGACAUUUCUGGUCAUAUUAGACUUAGCUCAUAACAGGAUUGUAGCUGUUUCAGGAGCAUCCCUAGCACACUUGAACAACCUUACUGAUCUAGAUGUACGACACAAUUUUCUCAGAGCUCUAACGGCAGAUCUGAUAAUUCCUUUGAAGAAUCUGAGAAAUCUGAAUCUGGAUGAGAAUGAUAUUUCUAUUGUAGCUAGUGAUGCCCUAAAGUCAUCGACAGUCCUUCAACGUUUCACUCUUUCAGACAACCCCUUGAAUUGCGAUUGUAGUCUCGACGAAUUCGCCGCUUGGUUGAUGAAUUCUAGUCUAAGCCAUGAGGACAAAUCCUCAGCGGUCUGUACAACCCCUCCCUCACUGGAAAAUGGCCUAUUGAUAGAAGUACCUUUGGAUAGCCUCAUAUGCGGAGAAGAUGAACAAGAUACCAUGAUGGCACCAUUGUCAGCACCAUUUCAAGCCAAGAUCAACUUGAAAGAUUUCAAAUAUGAUGGAAAUGAUGUUCAAUUGAAAUGGAGUGUUGAAGAUGAGGCUUCCCCAUAUACUUGUGACGCAAUAUUCGUUUACGAAGAGCAGGGUCCUAAUGAAGUUCUUGUGGAAUCGUUUCCAAUAAAAUGUAAUUCUUCCCAUAUGGUUGAUCCUAAGGUCUUGAAUGUGAGUGUUCCUUACACAGUGGAACUAGAAAAAGAACAUAGAUACAGAUAUUGUGUCGUAUUACUGGAAGCCGGUCAGACUGACGAAGUAUCACUAAUACUGGGUUGUUCAGAUGUGCUGCCGCUGAUUCAGAAUGUCAAAAUUCAGCAGACAACUAAUUACUCCGUGAAGCUUCCGAAUGUUAUUUCAAUAAGGGCAAACUUGUCAAGUUAUGGUGUUCUUUCAAUAAAUGUACAUAUUUACCCUAGAGCAGAAUGCCAACUGAACCUGGCCAUCCUACAACAGAGUGACCUUAUAUCCCAGAGAACAAUCGAUUGUGAGACCCCUAGCUAUAGUUUCAUUGGACUUGAUGAGGGGCCUUACCGUGUAUGUGCGAAUGUGAUAGAAUCUGGACCGUCCUUGAAUUUGAACAAGUCACGGUGCGUGACUGUGUUCAAGAAAGAAAUCAGGGGAUUUACACAUCUGGAUAUAGCUUUUGUAUCGAUAUUCUUGGUGUUAUGUUUGAUGGUUAUUGUUUUGAUAUGGGGCGUGAGAAGAAUUAUACUAAAGCCGAAAAUUGAAACACAUCAAUAUUUUCUACAUCCAGAAUGUGAAGAUCAUGUUCAACACAAUAGAUAUGUGAAGCUACAAGCAACUACCAAAUUGUGAGAUAUUGGUCACAUAAUCGUAUGAAAUGAUAGUGCCAUAAAAAGUAUCCUUAUGGAUUCAUUAUUUUAGGAAACGAGUACUAAUCACGUCAUUGUUUCAAAUAAUUUACCUGAAUCUUUGUUGUUCAUUCAACUGUAAAUAGAAUGGUAUGAGUGUGAUUUAGUUUAUUGUAGUCUAACAUACAUCAAUAUUAUCUGGUCACUCACUGGAAGAACAUAUCGUUUAAGAUUAGCUUACAUCACAAAAAUAUUACUUGUGGGUUGAUCGGGGAACGAUUUAAGUUCUUUUCUCAAAAAUUCCUGGGACUCUUUCUCCCCGUCUCUAUACCUAAAUGAAUAUAAGUUUAAUUUUCACUCUCUGAAACCUUUAAGAGAAAUCUAAUCGAUUUCCAGUAACACAUUUUUGAAAUAUAUUUGUAGAAGAAUAUAGAAUAAUAAUCAGAACCUUCUCAGUUGAUAUAUAGAAUAUUGAUUUGAGUCCUAUAAUCUGGAUAUGAGAAUGAUACAUCCAAGUUCAAUUGAUGGAAACUUACGUUUUCGUGGUAAGUUUCGUCACCGACAAGUAUUGAUAGAGGAAUCCGAAAACAAUUCUUGAAGAAUAUUAUUUCGAUUGUUUUGUUGAAAACGAGAGCAGAAUCGUAUCCAAAACUUCCAAAGAUGAAUCAAAUUCUCUAUUAUCCAACCUACCUAGAUUCUUUAUUCCCGAACAAAGUGUUCUCUGAAGUGAUUUUCAGCGCAGUGAUAUUAGUUGCGUUUUUUUGACAUUGCUAGUGUCACCAGUGGGCCAGAAUCGCCGUUUUAUUGACUAUUUUGUGGAAUUUCUUAUCAUCCUGGUGGCACUGGCCAUUCGGUCUCAAAACAUCGAAUGCGUGGUGAGAUGUUUGGAAUGUUUGACAAAUAAGGGUAUUUGACAUACAUCAUAAUGAUUUUGUUGUAAUCAAAAACUUUGUAGAAUAGAAAUAGUAGAUACGGGAUAGGAAAUGAGUAGGUACCUACUUAUGGAAAAGAUGAGUCAACGAAAGAGGAAAAAUGUGCACAUAACUAAUGGAAAUAUUCAAGAGUUAAUCUAAAAUGGCUGUGAAAGGUCUUUGUAUUGAAUCUUGGUUAGUGCGUAAUUCUUCGACAACUCGAAAUCCAUUAUCACUAGAGAAAAAAUGUUGGAAACAAAUUUCUUCCGUUUUUGAAGGUUCCAUUUCAAAAAUAUUUUCAGCAAUACUGGGUGUUCUAUAAAAGCGGGAGGACUCGGAGACGAGUUUUUUCAAAUAGAACACCCAGUAUUUUUUAUUCAAAACCCAUUCAGCAACGGUUUAGCUCUACAUCGCUGUGAAAUAAAUUGGAUUCUGUUGAGGCGUUGCCAAACGUUGAUAAACCCAUUUUUACUACUAUUGAAGGGUCAUGUUGAAUUGGGUAUGGUAUAUUCAUUUAUCAAAAUUUUGAGAAGAUUUUUGGCAUACAGUAGUAGCAAGGUCUCACGUACACCAAUCCAGUAAUUUU
Molecule: messenger RNA, 3883 nt
Organism: Phaedon cochleariae (mustard beetle)
Lineage: Eukaryota; Metazoa; Arthropoda; Insecta; Coleoptera; Chrysomelidae
Source: the annotation of a GenBank genome assembly